GCAGUCACUCACUCACCGGCGCUCCUCCUGCCAUCACCGGCCCCCACCCCACCUCCUCCUCUGCUCCAGACUCCAGUCGGCGGCGGAAGCGGAGAGCCAUGGCGCGCGCCUCGCUGCUGCUCGCGCUGCUCGCCGUGGCGGCGACGGCGGUGGCCGGAGCAAGGGUGCCCGUCCCGCCCGGGACGGUGACGGGCCCACCCCUGGCGGCGUACGGGGGGAACGCGUCGUCGGUUGCGCGGCGGAGGGCGGCGGAGAACGGGCUCGGCAGGACGCCGCAGAUGGGGUGGAACAGCUGGAACCAUUUCGCCUGCCAGAUCAACGAGGAGAUCAUCAGGGAGACAGCUGAUGCACUGAUCAACACUGGUCUGGCGAAGUUGGGCUAUAAAUAUGUCAACAUAGACGAUUGCUGGGCAGAACAAAACAGGGAUUACCAGGGUAACAUGGUUCCACAUAGGCAAACAUUCCCCUCUGGCAUCAAGGCGCUUGCAGAUUAUGUGCACGCAAAAGGGCUGAAGCUUGGUGUUUACAGUGAUGCUGGGACACAAACGUGCAGUCUCAGAAUGCCAGGAUCACUAGAUCAUGAAGAGCAAGAUGUGAAAACUUUCUCAUCUUGGGGAGUUGAUUAUCUGAAGUACGACAACUGCAAUAAUGGUGGCAGGAAUGUGGUGGAAAGAUAUACUAAGAUGAGCAACGCCAUCAAGAAAUACGGGAAGAACAUCUUCUUCUCACUCUGUGAAUGGGGAGACAACAACCCUGCUACAUGGGCAGGUGGCAUGGGUAAUAGCUGGAGGACAACUGGUGACAUCGCCGACAACUGGAACAGCAUGACAUCCCGUGCGGACCAGAAUGAUAAAUGGGCCUCCUACGCCGGACCUGGUGGAUGGAACGAUCCUGACAUGCUUGAAGUUGGGAAUGGUGGGAUGACUGAAGCUGAGUACCGCUCGCACUUCAGCAUCUGGGCACUUGCCAAGGCUCCACUUCUGAUAGGGUGCGAUGUGCGCUCCAUGAGCCAGGCGACAAAGAACAUAAUCAGCAACUCGGAGGUCAUCGCCGUCAACCAAGGCAACCUAGGCGUCCAGGGAAAGAAGGUGCAAUCUAGUAAUGGUUUGGAGGUAUGGGCCGGUCCGCUCAGUGGCAACAGGAAAGCCGUGGUUCUAUGGAACAGGCAGGGGUACCAGGCAACCAUCACUGCAUACUGGUCAAGCGUUGGGCUCCCUGCAUCCGCCGCCGUCACUGCCCGUGAUCUAUGGGCGCACUCGUCAUCCUCCGCUCAGGGGCAAAUAUCCGCCUCGGUGGCGCCUCAUGACUGCAAGAUGUACAUCCUCACACCCAAGUAAUUGUAGAUGAAAGCAUAGACGAAGUCCGUAAUGGGGGUUACAGUCGGUCAUCUACAGGCCAAGAUUCAGGAAAAGGGUUUGCAGUGAAGGAUCGGUAGAGCUGAAAUGAAAUUUGAGAGAUGCAAUUUGGUUAUUUGUGUACCGCUGGAAAUAAACUGUAGGUGUAUACGAUGUGCUGCGAAAUGUCGGCGCAUUUGUUUCUGAACAAGUUUGCAAGUUGUAGCGAAAGUUGCAGCAAUAAAAAAGAAUCUCAUACCGCUCUCUUCUA
Molecule: messenger RNA, 1605 nt
Organism: Lolium perenne
Lineage: Eukaryota; Viridiplantae; Streptophyta; Magnoliopsida; Poales; Poaceae
Product: alpha-galactosidase
Biological process (GO): carbohydrate metabolic process
Cellular component (GO): plant-type cell wall
Molecular function (GO): hydrolase activity, hydrolyzing O-glycosyl compounds
Source: RefSeq, a predicted model, not a curated record